CACUCUCCGCCCCCUUCCUCUCAUCCCAUCCCCUCCCCAUUCCGCUCUCUCUCGUCCCCUGAGGCGCCGAUCGCGCGACUCCCCACACGGCGACAGCCCGCCGCCCCCCUCCCCGUCCCGCCCGCUCGACGAGGCCGCGCCGAGCGGUGAAGAGGGUGCCGCUGCGGUCGCUCGCCAUCUCGCGAUGAGUAGCGCCGUGAAGGACCAGCUCCAACAGAUGUCGACGACGUGCGAUUCGCUCCUGCUGGAGCUCAACGUGAUUUGGGAUGAGGUCGGGGAGCCCCACUCUGCGAGGGACCGGAUGCUGCUGGAGCUCGAGCAGGAGUGUCUCGAGGUCUACAGGAGGAAGGUCGACCUGGCCAAUCGCUGCAGGGCACAGCUGCGGCAAGCCAUUGCCGAGGCAGAGGCCGAGCUCGCCGGCAUCUGCUCGGCCAUGGGUGAGCCGCCGAUACAUGUUAGACAGUCAGAUCAGAAGUUGCAUGGUUUAAGGGAGGAAUUGAACGCAAUUGUCCCAUACUUGGAGGAGAUGAGACAGAAGAAAGUCGAAAGAUGGGACCAAUUUGUUGAUGUCAUGGAUCAAAUUAAGAAGGUUGCAUCUGAAAUCAGGCCUGCAGAUUUUGUGCCCUUUAAAGUUCCUGUGGAUCAGUCUGAUCUGUCAUUAAGAAAGCUUGAGGAGUUAACGAAGGAGCUACAAUCCCUUCAGAAGGAGAAGAGUGAUCGGCUGAAGCAAGUGAUGGAACAUUUGAACACUUUGCAUUCCUUGUGCGAGGUGCUUGGUAUAGACUUCAAGCAAACAGUAUAUGAGGUGCAUCCUAGCCUGGGUGAGGCUGAUGGAUCAAAGAACCUGAGCAACAGUACAAUCGAGAGACUUGCAUCAGCUGUAAAUGGAUUACGUGAAAUGAAGGUCCAGAGGAUGCAAAAGCUUCAAGAUUUGGCAUCUAGCAUGCUUGAACUUUGGAAUCUCAUGGAUACACCACUUGAAGAGCAGCAGGUGUUCCAGAAUGUAACGUCUAAUAUUGCUGCUUCGGAACAUGAAAUAACUGAGCCCAACACCCUCUCCAUUGACUUCCUCAGCUACGUGGAAUCUGAAGUAUUAAGGCUUGAACAAUUGAAAGCGAGCAAGAUGAAAGACCUAGUUCUGAAAAAGAAGACAGAACUGGAAGAGCAUAGGAGACGUGCUCAUCUGAUUGGCGAGGAAGGUUAUGCAGCUGAAUUUAGCACUGAGGCUAUUGAGGCAGGAGCUGUUGAUCCUGCGCUGGUGCUGGAACAAAUUGAGUCUCACAUUGCUACAGUGAAAGAGGAAGCUUUUAGCCGAAAGGAUAUUCUUGAGAAGGUUGAAAGAUGGCUGAAUGCAUGUGAGGAGGAAGCGUGGUUGGAAGAUUACAACAAAGAUGACAACCGUUAUAAUGCUGGGAGGGGGGCCCAUCUGACACUCAAGAGAGCGGAGAAGGCUCGUAUUUUGGUUAACAAGAUCCCAGGUAAUGUUGCUUAGUAAGAUAUCUAUUAGAGGUUCACUAAUUCUGUUCUGUUCAUACAAUGUCUUGAUUCUUCCACCAUAGUUGCAACCAAUUUACCAUUUUUUUCCAUUUUGCUAAAAUAUGAUUUGUGCAACCAACAUAUGUUUUUCAUGCAAUAUUUUCAGGUCCGCCUACUGUCAAUGCUUGAAGAGUACAUGAUUGUUCGCCAGGAGAAAGAGCUAGAGAAGAAGAGGCAAAGGGAUCAGAAGAAAAUCCAGGAUCAAAUCAAAGCUGAGCAGGAAGCACUCUACGGAUCAAAACCAAGUCCAUCCAAGCCUCAAAGUACAAAGAAGGUGCCUAGGAACUCCAUGGGUGGUGCAAACCGAAGGCUGUCUCUUGGUGGAGCCACAAUGCAAGCCCCGAAGACAGACAUACUGCAUUCGAAGACUGCUCGUGCUGCCAAGAAAACUGAAGAUUUGGGCACUUUAUCUCCUAGUAGUAGAGGCUUGGACAUUGCUGGUCUUCCCAUCAAGAAGUUAACUUUCAACGGAAGUACUCUACGUGAGGCAGAAACACCUCGCAAGCCUUUUGCCCAGAUCAUGCCAGGAAACAACGUCUCUUCGACACCUGCACGACCCAUCUCCAAUGACACUGAGGAAGAGAACAAAACCCCCAAGACAUUUGCAACGCUCAAUCCCAAAACGCCGAUGACGGUGACGGCUCCAAUGCAGGUGUCGAUGACGCCCGCAGUCGCUAACAAGGUCAUAGCCACUCCUGUCUCCCUUUUCCAGGAGAAGCCAGAGCAGCCGAUGCUGGCGGAGGAGAUUGAGUACUCGUUCGAAGAGAGGCGGCUCGCCGUUUACCUGGCCAGGCAAGUGGCUUAGCUCCGUCACUUGCCCAGGGCGUCCUAAAAACCCAGCCAUUACGUAGUUGAAGGUCGAACUGACUGCCAUUUCUCGUCAGAGGCCAUUGGUACCUGUUUGUUGGUCGACAGUAGUCGGCCUUUUCGCGCUUUGCCGUACUGUUCUGAUUCACAGCCAUAUUUGGUACAACUAGUAAAGGAGUUCUACACUUGUGAGCUUGUGCUCCGUGCCGCCAUUGGUUAUCCAAAGUUGUAUAGCUUCAGCCGGUUGCAUCGUCGAUGACCUGUUACUCUAAUUAUUAUUUCUGUUUACACUCA
This is a messenger RNA of Panicum hallii, 2637 nucleotides long. Its product is annotated as 65-kDa microtubule-associated protein 3. Gene Ontology annotation, cellular component: cytoplasm; spindle. Gene Ontology annotation, biological process: microtubule cytoskeleton organization. The transcript is spliced from 11 exons. Gene Ontology annotation, molecular function: microtubule binding. Lineage: Eukaryota; Viridiplantae; Streptophyta; Magnoliopsida; Poales; Poaceae. The record is from RefSeq and is a predicted model, not a curated record.